Molecule: messenger RNA, 1149 nt
Organism: Paramecium tetraurelia
Lineage: Eukaryota; Ciliophora; Oligohymenophorea; Peniculida; Parameciidae
Exons: 4
Biological process (GO): carbohydrate metabolic process
Molecular function (GO): hydrolase activity, hydrolyzing O-glycosyl compounds
Source: RefSeq, a predicted model, not a curated record
AUGUAUAAAUAUUUGUUCAUUUGCGUCAUAUUGAUUACGCUAAAUGCAUUGGAUAAUGGAUUAGGUAGAAAACCUCCUAUGGGAUGGAAUCCAUGGAAUAAAUAUGGCUGCAACAUCAAUGAAGAAAUUGUCAGACAGACCGCUGAUGCUUUGGUUAAAACUGGAUUGGCAGCUGCAGGAUACAUUUACUUAAAUUUAGAUGAUUGCUGGUAAUCAGCCAGAGACCCUGCUACCAAAAAGAUAAUUGCAGAUCCAGUCAAAUUCCCCUCUGGAAUUCCAUCAUUGGUCUAAUAUGUACAUUCAAGAGGAUUGAAGUUUGGAUUAUAUUCAGAUGCUGGUAUGUAAACCUGCGAGGGCAAACCAGGUUCAUUAGGAUAUGAAGAGAUUGAUGCAUAAACCUAUGCUGAAUGGGACAUUGAUUAUUUGAAGUACGAUAACUGUCAUACUGAUGGUACCUCUCCAAAAGUAAGGUAUCCUCCAAUGUCUGCUGCUUUAAUGAAAUAGACCAAGAAGAUCUAUUUUUCAAUGUGUGAAUGGGGUUUGGAGAAACCAUGGUUAUGGGCUCCACCAAUAGCAAAUUCUUGGAGAACCACCGGAGAUAUUUCAGAUCAUUGGUAUUCCUUCAUUGCUAUUUUGGAAGAAUAAGCCAAUUUGGCAUAAUAUGCUGGACCAGGACAAUGGAAUGACCCAGAUAUGCUAGAAGUCGGUAAUGGAGGGAUGAAAACUCACGAAUAUCAAGCUCAUUUUGCUUUGUGGGCAAUUUUGAAGGCUCCACUACUUAUUGGUUGUGAUAUUACAAACAUGAGUCAAGAUACGAAGAAGAUAUUGAUGAAUCCAGAGGUUAUUGCUGUUAAUUAAGAUAGUUUGGGUAUUUAAGCUACCAGAGUAAAGAAGGUGUUGACAAGUGAAGUCUGGGCUGCUCAAGUUGCUGAUAACGGUGCUGGAGUAGUUGCAGUUCUCUUUAAUCAAGCAUCAUUAUAAGAAUCGAUAACUAUUGAAUUUGAUAAGUUGGGAAUUAGCGGAGAUUAGAAUGUCAGAGAUCUCAUUAAUUAAGUUGAAUUAGGAGUAGCAACUGUCAGUUAUACUACUCAAGUUCCAGCUCGUUCAGUCGUUAUGGUCAAGUUUAGAAAUGCCCGUUCUGAAUAAUGA